Messenger RNA from Oncorhynchus gorbuscha (pink salmon), 1310 nucleotides. Its product is annotated as glutamic acid-rich protein-like. The transcript is spliced from 2 exons. The record is from RefSeq and is a predicted model, not a curated record. The coding region runs from base 161 to 523 and encodes 120 amino acids. NCBI's taxonomy places the organism in Eukaryota, Metazoa, Chordata, Actinopteri, Salmoniformes, Salmonidae.
UUGUGCAAGUUCUCCCACUUAAAAAGAUGUGUAUUUGCAAAUUAUGGUGGAAAAUAAGUAUUUGGUCAAUUACAAAAGUUUAUCUAAAAUACUUUUAAAUUUAAUAUUUACGUUGUAAGUCAACUAGCUGGCUAAUGCUAACUAGCCAUUAUCCCCGAACAUGAGUUCACCAAGCUACUCUCCUCCUGAUAAAGAAGAGGUGGUUUGCUGGACGGAGAAAGAAGCUCUCGUGAAAGAGGAGGCGGAAGAGGAGGCUGUUACAAUACACAAACAAGUAGAGGGUGAGGGUGUUACUGUGAAAGAAGAAGAGAAAGACGCGUUCAGAGUGAAAGAGGAGGAGGAUGUUACUGUGAAAGAAGAGGAUGAAGAUGCAGUUUUUGGAGUGGAGGAUGAAGUGAAAGAAGAUGAAGACGUUUUUGGAAUGAAGGAUGAAGAAGGGGAGAUUACUGUCACAUUAGAGGAGGACGAAGAAGAGAAGACUGGAGAUCUGAUUAACACCAGUAAAUUACAGAGAGAGAUGUGAAUAUCGUGGAUCCUCUGGGGAGCCUCAAAAACUUCAUGAUGCUGACGAGACAGAGAAGAGUCUCUCCAGAUCAGGACACCUCAAGAAACACCAGCAGAGACCCACAGGAUAGAAACCACACUGCUGCUCUGACUGUGGGAAACGUUACAAAACUUCAUCAGAACUUAAAAAUCACCAGCAAGUAUACACAGGAGAAAAAUCUUAUAGUUGUGAUCAAUGUGGGAAGAUUUUUACUAAAUCUAGCAAUCUGACUAUACACCAGAGAACACACAGGAGAGAAACCUUUUAGGCUGUGAUCAAUGUGGGAAGAUUUUUACUAAAUCUAGCAAUCUGACUAUACACCAGAGAACACACAGGAGAGAAACCUUUUAGGCUUUGAUCAAUGUGGGAAGAUUUUUACUAAAUCUAGCCAUCUGACUAGACACCAGCGAGUCAGUGUGGGAAGUUUUACUCAGCUAAACAUCCUGAAAGAACACCAGAGAACACACACAGGAGAGAAAUCUCAUGGCUGUGAUCAAUGUGGGAAGAGAUACUCUGGUAAAAGAUCUCUGAUCAAACAUCAGAAAAAACAUACAUGAAGGAGUUGAAUUUGAAAAAUCAUAUCAAUUAAAUAAUGUCACAAUGUAGAAUGUUUUAACAUUAUAGUAGGAGUAUUUUAAUGAUGUCACAAUGUAGAACUCUAAAUGUUUGUCCUCUGUUCUAUUGGUUUCAACGUGAUAUGGAUAUUAGCCUCAGGGGGAAAAUCCAGGCUCUGAAUUGAAAGAGUUAUUAUUAGUUAUUUAACAAA